AUGAUCCCAUUCCAAGAUCCCGGCACCGCCCAACCGUUUUCAAUGGGUCCGCCGCAGCACGGCGUUCAUCUUUUGCACAUGGAGACAGCGAUAUUUGUGCUUCUUUUCGGUGAUCGAAGCAGAGCCAGUCUUCCGGAUGAACUCCUCAAACCGGGCCACCAUGUUCAUACCUUUGCCGAACUCCUCAGCAGCCAGUAUGAGCUGCACAUGGUAAUUCAGGGUAUGCUGUCGUCUCGGGGGAUGCUGCUGUCGUCCGUGGUGGCCCAUGUUUCAAAAACCGGUUACCUCGAUCCAUCCUCCAGGAUUUAG
Molecule: messenger RNA, 309 nt
Organism: Nannizzia gypsea CBS 118893
Lineage: Eukaryota; Fungi; Ascomycota; Eurotiomycetes; Onygenales; Arthrodermataceae
Exons: 2
Coding region: 1-309 (102 amino acids)
Source: RefSeq, a predicted model, not a curated record